ACUCUAUCUAUCAAUUCACCAUUAUGAGAAACGCAGCAGUCUACGCCGGCCUCGUGGCCACCACCUUCUCCACUCUCGGACAGGCAUUGGUCAACCUUACCAUUGUUUCUUCCGUUGAGGACGUUCGCUUUGGCGACCAUCUUUUGGUCGAAUGGAUGACUGAUCGCACCUAUGUUCGUCCAACACUCAUGCCCACAGCGGUAAAAGUGCAAAUACUAAUCUACCGGCAACACAGAGUNCUCGAAUUCAACUUUGUCAAGAAGGAAGAUUUUGGCUGGUCUGUAGCCGAAGCCUUCUUUGACGACCGUGUCGCAAAAGCUGGCGAGGGCAAUAUUACUGUCAUUGUCCCUCGUGUGGAAGCCAACCGNNCGAAUAUGCUCUCUGGCUUUCUGGCUCCGAGCUUGAGAAGCCCACCGGCUAUGCCAAUAUUACAGAGUGGUUUGUGGUCGAGGACGCUUCCUUUCCACGCCGAAGCUCCGUGGAUUCUCAUUUACGACUGCUGGAACGCUCAAGAUCAACCCUUGGUUCCGUGGUCGCCUUCUUUUCUUGACACCUUUGCCAACCGCGACAUGUUCUUCCAGGUGCUGAAGUAUGGAUCACUCGCAAUCGGAUCAAUCGGCGCCCUUUAUUGUAUGCUUCUUGGUCUUCUAACUACAUCAUGGUUCCAGGCACACGUGGUUUAUCUACACGCCAUACAGAUGACUUGGGGGAAAGAUCUUGAUGUCCCGGAGGUCUUCGGAUUCCUCCACAAUCAGGUCACUCCNUUCGAUAUUAAGUCUGCGAGCGGUGAGAACUUGUACGCAUGGCAUAUCUUGCCCGUAGAGUUAUAUCGGCAACACGAACAGAAGCUUCUGACACAGCCAUCUGGUUUCUUGCUGGAUGUCACAUCCCUCCAUUCCUUCCAAUUGCUUCGCGACGAUCCUGAGGCUGUACUCAUCAUCCACUUUCAUGGCGCUGGCGGUACCGUGGGAUCAGGUUAUCGCUGUCUGAACUAUAGAGCACUGUCGGCUGGUCGGCCUGACAAAAUUCAUGUUCUGACAUUCGACUAUCGUGGUUUUGGACGAAGUUCUGGCACACCUAAUGAGAGCGGUCUCAUCGUCGAUGCUUUGUCUGUCGUCGAAUGGGCCAUGGAAGUGGCAGAAAUCGCACCAGCUCGUAUUCUCAUCUACAGCCAAUCUCUGGGAACUGCCGUGAACAUGGCCGUUGCCGAGCACUUUGCCUUGCAAGAACCUCCGAUCGUCUUCGCUGGACAUAUUUUGACUGCACCUUUUGUCGACGUAAUCACAUUGGUCUCCACAUACAGUGUAGCGGGAAUUCUUGAGCUAAUGAAGGCAGGGUCGAGGCUCGACAAUGGUCCUGCAGGCAGUGUUGUGGAAUGGAAAACUGAUCAUGGCAUCAUCAGAGAAGAGAUACUGAAGUAUGGCCUGCAUGACGUGAUCAUGGGCAAUCCUGUAGUGACACUGGCUGUCAUGCGAAUGCUUGGCUCA
Molecule: messenger RNA, 1487 nt
Organism: Aureobasidium vineae
Lineage: Eukaryota; Fungi; Ascomycota; Dothideomycetes; Dothideales; Saccotheciaceae
Source: the annotation of a GenBank genome assembly